AUGGCUACUGAAUCGUCAAAUGUCGCCAAACCAUUCGACAUUGUCGCUACAUAUAAUGACUUGCUACGCUCGGAUCCGGACCUGACGAUGCCAAUCGCGGCUAUCGAAGCUCUGGUUCUUCUUCUUACACACUCGCCCUCCUCGACGAUAUCAGAGACAUUAGACUUGUUGGAGAAAUCCACUACCCACUUGAAAAAGUCGAUCCCCAACCCUAUCGGUCUCUCCGCCGGAACCGACCUUUUCCAGAGAUACCUGAUCACAACUCUACAAAGGCCAGGGCAGCUAGGACCUGCGGGUGAUUUCAACGCCAUCAGAGCACACCUGCUCUCCAACGGUCGAUUGUUCAUUCGACGUGCAAAGGAAAGCCGAGACAAGAUUGCUGCAUUCGGAAGGGGAUUUGUGCGCGAUGGAAGUACAGUUCUUACAAACGGUGGAUCCAGAGUUGUCGCAUCGUUGUUGCAACAGGCAGCUGAUGAAAAGGGUGGCCCGUCUGCGGUGCGGUUCCGGGUGAUCUAUGUUCUCUCAUCAUCAACCAAGAAGAACAUCGAAAGCUCCUCCGAAGAGCCCGAGGGUAUGGAAACAGUGCGUGCGCUGCGAGCCAAGGGAGUUCCUGUGGCUACGAUUCCUGAGUCGGCAGUCGCAUAUUCUCUCGGAAAGGCAGAUAUAGUGAUUGUGGGAGCCGAAGGUGUGGUGGAAAACGGAGGAAUCGUGUCGCGAAUGGGAACUUAUCAGAUUGGACUUCUGGCCAAGGCCAUGGGCAAGCCUUUCUAUGCCGUGGCAGAGAGCCACAAAUUCGUCCGACUUUACCCGCUUGGACAGUAUGAUUUGCCUAUUGAUCAGCGAGUCAUCGACUUCAAGAGCGAAGAAGACAUUGCAGACGAAGCCAAGCAACAGCCCGCAGCCAGCCAAUCGGAAGCGACUCCAAAGACCAGUAUGGAUGAUCGCUCUGACGUGGUCGACUUCACCCCUCCUCAUCUGAUUUCCGCGUUGAUUACGGAUAGCGGCGUUCUGACGCCCAGUGCAGUCAGUGAAGAGCUGAUCAAGAUAUGGUUUUAA
Molecule: messenger RNA, 1056 nt
Organism: Aspergillus wentii DTO 134E9
Lineage: Eukaryota; Fungi; Ascomycota; Eurotiomycetes; Eurotiales; Aspergillaceae
Product: translation initiation factor eIF2B subunit alpha
Exons: 2
Coding region: 1-1056 (351 amino acids)
Biological process (GO): translational initiation
Cellular component (GO): eukaryotic translation initiation factor 2B complex
Molecular function (GO): guanyl-nucleotide exchange factor activity; translation initiation factor activity
Source: RefSeq, a predicted model, not a curated record